Molecule: messenger RNA, 1222 nt
Organism: Galleria mellonella (greater wax moth)
Lineage: Eukaryota; Metazoa; Arthropoda; Insecta; Lepidoptera; Pyralidae
Exons: 4
Coding region: 7-987 (326 amino acids)
Source: RefSeq, a predicted model, not a curated record
CUGUCCAUGCUGCCCAUGCCAUGCCAUACUGCUCAUGAACACCUGCAACAUGAGAAGAGUUCCUUGUGCGUUGCCGGUCUUUUAAAUAUUUGUAAUGUGAGUCGAGGGCAGGCAAGGUGCGCGCAACCACCACGCCGCCACUCUACCACCACUCGUCGGAGUGCGCGCAACAUGCCCACGGUGACUCAGCUUCUCUCUCUGCGCUUCCUCUGGCUGGUUGUAGCCGUGGCAGCGAACCCUGCGCCAGGUCGCGUGCCCAAAGUCUACAAUGCGCUUAUAACAUCCAAUCAGAACUUGGAGCCGAGCAAAGCAUACCCCGUCUACCAACCAGUACUGCACGAAACCUACGCAUUUCCUUUUCAACCUUCAGUAUAUUUUGGAGAAUUCCCUCUUAGCAAUGGCAUACAGCCUGUACCUGGCCUGCCGCCGAAACAACCGAAUGAAUCACCAACGCCAGCACCAGCACCUCAACAGCCAACAGAGAAACCAACAGAACUCCCACCAGCUGCCUCUGAACCUUCUGAGCAACCACAAAGCGCAUCAACAACUUCAGCACCACCACUACCACCCAGUACUGAAUCUCCCAUUCCUCUAAACGAGUUUGGUCUUCCACCCCAAGUCAUACCUCUCGGACGAAUCGACCCAGCUUACGAGGGCUUCUCUCAAGUGGGACCUUUGACUUAUACUUACCCUAGUUUCCGAUUAUACGAUCCAUUUGAUCCCUUCAGUUUGAGCCCUUUUGCUCAACUACCUUCACUGUACCGUCCUUUACCUAGUAUUAUAAGACAGAGUGCGCCAAUACUAGUGAACAAACAGACAAUCCCUACAGCAGCCCCUCCGACUCGUAUUGAACAGUCGGCUGAUAGCCCACCUCCGGAACCCAUUGAUCUCAAUCUUCUGAACUACUCAUCAAAGGAUCCGAGCAUACCCGAUGUACCCCCACCACCACUCCCUCAAGGGAAUCUUAAGUCUGAAAAAUCAGAAUAAUUACAAACCUAUUAUAAACUAACAAAGGUAUUAUAUUAAAUUUAGCAACAAAAUAAUAUGUAAAAAUUUACUUAUUUGAAAUUAUUAGUUUUAAGACAGAAGAUAAGAGGCAUGACAAAGUUCCUGGAGAUUGUAUUAAUUUAUUAUACAAUUUUGACUUAAAAUAUGUAUAUCUAGUUGUGUUCACAUAAUUGAUGGUAUUAAUUAGUAUGAUUUAUAAAAAUAUAAAUCCCAA